Pedinophyceae sp. YPF-701 is the source of this 453-nucleotide messenger RNA. Lineage: Eukaryota; Viridiplantae; Chlorophyta; Pedinophyceae. The record is from the annotation of a GenBank genome assembly.
AUGCUCGUCAAGGGCGUCCCGAACCUCGCGGUGGUCGAGACCGUGGACACGCCGAAGCUGGCCAACCGGCUGUCCAACGCCGUGGCCGACCUGGGCCGCGCGCCGCUGGGCGUCAUGGUCCAGGUCAACACGAGCGGGGAGGAGAGCAAGUUCGGCGUCGACCCGGGCGCGCCCGUGGUGGACCUGUGCCGGCACAUCUCGGCGGAGUGUCCGGGCCUGCGCCUGUGCGGGCUGAUGACCAUCGGGAUGCCGGACUACACGUCGCGGCCGGAGAACUUCACGUGCCUCAUCAACUGCCGCGCGGAGGUGGAGAAGGCGCUCGGGCUCGCGGAGGGGUCGCUGGAGCUGUCCAUGGGGAUGUCGGGGGACUUUGAGCAGGCGACGGAGAUGGGCGCGACCAGCGUGCGGGUGGGGUCGACGAUCUUCGGGGCGCGCGACUACAGCAAGAAGUGA